AUGCAUAAAGGUCUGGCCAUAUUGCUGCGAGGAAGAAAACGUGAAUAUCGUUUUGCGAAACUUGAAAAAGAUGCACAGUGGUAUAAUGAACGAGCAAGUCUAUUGAAAAAAUCGUGCAAUGUUAAGACAAGUUUGACAAUUGAGUUAGCAUUUACUCCUGCUACUUCACAUAACAACUUUGCUCAGGCUUUAGCUGACAUUUUCGUAUUCUUCAAAACGAACUACGUCUCCUUGCUCGCAACAGCGAUGACAGACUUAAAUAGCACAUUGUUACAAGUUUAG
This is a messenger RNA of Funneliformis mosseae, 282 nucleotides long. The record is from the annotation of a GenBank genome assembly. NCBI's taxonomy places the organism in Eukaryota, Fungi, Glomeromycota, Glomeromycetes, Glomerales, Glomeraceae.